AUGCCUGCUCAAGACAAAUCUCCGCCUGCCUCUCCAUCAGAAAGCCCGACAUCCACAUCCAUAUCAAAUGGCACCCAAACGCCACUCUCCCUUGACCUUUCCGCUCUUCCUCCAUUGAUUACACCCUCGCCGCCGUCAAAUACACUCCUUAUAACGAAUCUCAACUCCCUCGCAACAUUCCUCCCCCAAAACCUGCAGCACAUUCACACCCUCCUGAGCACGCCCACGCCCCUCAACUCCUUCUCCCCCCUCCGCUCCUUCCGCCGGAUCAUAGUGUCCUACCCUACCGUUGAAGCCGCGAUUGAGAUUCGGCAACUGCUCGACGGAUCGCCACUGAGUGAGAAUGACAGGGUACGCAUAUACUUUGGAGAACCGACACCUAUACUGGGCGAUGGAGGGGAGGAUCAGCACCUCAAAGCGCCGAGUUUGGGGAAGUUACUGUUCAUCAGUCCGCCGCCGAGUCCGCCUGCCGGAUGGGAAAUCAGAGAAGAGGAACCGCCGAACAAAGAUGUUCAUGCUGAGGAUCUACAACGAGCGCUGGCGGGGCUGGGUAAUCAUGGGAAGGAGAGGAGGGCGAGUGCGGAUGAUGCGGGGAGUCCAAUGAGCGAGGAUGAAAAGGAGGAGUUACAGGGAAAUCGGAAAAGGAGUGGGACGGGGAGCAUGAUGGUUUACCAUCCGAAGCACCAUGGGGAUAACGAGAGUUUACCUGCGGUGAUGGUGAUAGACACUACUGCCGGUGCAGAGGAGGAAGGUCAGGAAAGCCCCGGGAGCUCGAGUCCUGUGGAUGGACGGGGCCAGGGAGGAGGACGGAUACUAACGCAUACAGCGAGGCCGCCUGUGGAAUUGAUGGAAGACACUUGA
This is a messenger RNA of Letharia columbiana, 861 nucleotides long. RefSeq lists its product as uncharacterized. Gene Ontology annotation, cellular component: nucleus; cytoplasm. Lineage: Eukaryota; Fungi; Ascomycota; Lecanoromycetes; Lecanorales; Parmeliaceae. The record is from RefSeq and is a predicted model, not a curated record. Gene Ontology annotation, biological process: calcium-mediated signaling. The transcript has 2 exons. Gene Ontology annotation, molecular function: nucleic acid binding; calcium-dependent protein serine/threonine phosphatase regulator activity. Bases 1 to 861 code for a protein of 286 amino acids.